AUGGAUUCACAGGAGGACUGGGUGAGCGAUGAGAGGGCCACGGAGGAAGCUGAAGUCGACUUGCUUGAGCCCGACGAGUGUGAGCCCGAGUCUGUUUACGUGACACUCCAUCGAGUGAGACGCCUGGUUCUCGCCAGUAUAGAUGAUCCGUACACGCUGGACCACUUCCGCCAGCCAAAUCUCAACGCACUCAUUGUCAGACCCCUCGUCGACCGACUCUACGAAACGCAAAAUAUCUCCAUUGUGUACUGCCUCCUCGCCAACCGCGUCUUCUUCCUCAAGUCCCAGUCCGGACUCGCCACACAAAGCGUCAACCGAGCCCGCUCCAUCCUCUGCGAGCUCGUGGCGACCCGUGUCAUUCGACGCUUCCACGAGGACAACCCCGGAAACGAGGGCCUCUUGCUCCUCGCGCAGAUCCUCGUCGAGGGGUUUGAUCCCUUCGACGGCGCGCCGUACGAGGUUGAGCGCGAGGGCCGCUACCUCCAAUGGCCCAUCCAACGGCGCGGCGGCCACGAGAGGAAGCUCACGGCGCUCGAGCUGGCCAUUCUCUCCGAGAGCAAGGCCUUCAUCAGCUCGGCCGCCUGCCAGCGACUCGUCGAGGCCGUCCACGUGGGCAAGGUCGUCUACACGCCGCUGUCGUUCAUGGACAUUCUCCCCGACCACUACAAACACCGCCCGAUCCAGCUCUACGACCCGCGCGAGUCGCGUAUCCUCAACCACCGGCGCCUCAUCGUGCCGCGGAUCCGCGCCCUCAUCGAAAUGGUGCAGUUCAUGGUCCUCGUCCUGCUGUACGUCAUGACCAUGACGAACCAGCAGGCCGCCUUCAACCAGUGGGAGCUCGCCUUUGCCGUCUACACGGCGGGCUGGGUGCUGCAGGAGUUUGCGUCCGUCACCGAGCACGGCUGGGAGCUGCACUCGCAGAGCCUCUGGUCCUUCCUCGACGUCACCUUUGUCGCCAUCUACGGCGCCUACGUGCUGGGCCGGGUGUACGACGUCUUGGCCGGCCGGCUGCCCAACGGCUACGGCCUGCACAUGCUCUGCGUGGCGGCGCCCAUCCUCCUCACGCGCAUCGCCUUCAACGUCAUGCCGCACAACAUUGUCUUCAUCUCGCUCCACGCCAUGAUGAAGGACUUUACGCUGCUGACCUUUCUCGCCGUGUGGUGCUUCCUGGGCUUCCUCCUCGCGCUGCUGUGGCUCUACGACGCCGACCGGGCGGACCAGACGUCGGCGACGGCGCCGCCUCCGUGGCCGACCGUCGGCAAAUGGCUCCUCUGGAUCUGGUUCGGCCUCGACGGCACGGGCAUCGCCGAGUCGGUGCGCUUCAACAUGGUCCUCGGCCCCGCGCUCAUGAUCGCCUUUGCCUUCCUCGGCAACACGCUCUUCCUGACCAUCCUCGUGGCCAUCCUGACAAACACCUUCUCGCACAUUGUCGCCAACGAGGCCGCCGAGAUUCGCUUCCGCCGCACCGUCCUCACCUUUGAGGGCGUCAAGAGCGACUCGCUCUUCGCCUACCCGCCGCCCUUCAACAUGCUGGCCGUCCUCGCCGUGCUGCCGCUCAAGUUCCUCGUCUCGCCGCGCUUCUUCCACACCAUCAACGUCGCCCUCAUACGCGUGCUCAACGGGCCGCUCCUCGUGGCCAUUAGCAUCUUUGAGCGCCGACGCCUGUGGGCCGCCGAGAACAAGCGCCGCCGCCCUGCCGGCCUCUUCCGCUGGCGCUUCACGGGCUUCUCGCCCCACGGCGACAUCCAGGCCGUCUUCACGGCGCCGCUGCCCGACGACGUCUCCACGCGCAUCCAUCUGCUCGACCCCGUCGACGACGUGCCCGUCUUGGAGGACGACGUCAUGUCCACCUUGUCCGGGGACGUGUCGAGGUCGCGGCUGCGGCGGCCCAAGCUGUGGGCCGGCCGGAGGGAGUAUCCGCGCGCGAGGCCGAGGAGGAGGUCGCCUUUGCGGUUUCAGGUGUGA
Messenger RNA from Metarhizium acridum CQMa 102, 1965 nucleotides. The record is from RefSeq and is a predicted model, not a curated record. Lineage: Eukaryota; Fungi; Ascomycota; Sordariomycetes; Hypocreales; Clavicipitaceae.